CCGGGCACUCCACACGCUUGGAGAUAUAUAUCUCAGCCAUUUGACCUCAGCUGGAUCGAUAACUUCCCAGGUUCGUUUACCUCGCUGCAUAUUUCACGCAAACCUUUCAACACUCGUUAUGAGGACCAGUGCUGCCAUCUUGGGCGCUGCAGCUCUUUGUGCUGCGUCAUCUAACACCACUGAAGAUGGUUUGGUCACCAAUGGAGUGGUCUCCCUCGGAGAUUGGCAGACUGCCUUUAACAAGGCUCAGAACUUUGUCUCACAGCUCACGAUCGAGGAAAAGAUCACCAUAAUCGGAGCUGGAUCUCUCACCAACAGCUCUGCCAACUGGACUGCACUCGGAAUCACCGAUGGUCCUCAAGGAGCCGAGAACUUCUAUUAUGAGAGUGCAUUCUCUAUGACAUGCGCUCUGGCUAUGACCUGGGACAAAGAUGCUAUCUACAAACAGGGCAAGGCUGUGGCUACUGAGUUCUACCAGAAGGGUUUACAGGUCUUAGCCGGUCCUGUGUCAAAUCCGAUGGGCAGAUCUGCAUGGGGUGGUCGAAACGGCGAAUCGUUCGGACCGGAUAGCUAUUUCAAUGGUAUUCUGGGUGGAAUCAGCGCUAAGGCCUACCAAGCUGGUGGCGUUAUCGCUGGUGGUAAGCACUUCAUCUUGUACGAACAAGAGACCAACCGCACUUCGUCCGGCGGUGGUAUGGGUGGCGGUAUGGGUGGCGUGUCCGGUAACAGCAGCUCCAUGCCCUCAGGCUCUGCACCUUCGGGUUCUGUUCCAUCAGGCAUGAUGCUCAGAGUCAGAGCGGAUAACUCUUCUUCGAUUGUCUCAGGAGAAGAUUCAAGCGACACUGCCCCGUACUCUUCCAACAUAGACGACAAGACUUUCAGGGAGACCUAUUUGUGGCCCUGGUACGAUAUCAUCAAGGCUGGUACUGGUGCUGUCAUGUGCGCGAUGACUGAGAUCAAUGGUACUGCAGCCUGUGAAGAUGAGUCCCUCCUUAUGGGCACACUCAAAUCCGAUCUUGGUUUCCCUGGUAUGGUCUGGCCUGAUCAGAACGGACAGAAAACUGCACUUGGUUCGGCUACUGGAGGUCUGGACUACGGAUCAUCCAGCACUUGGUCCACAUCGACUAUCAACGCCUUCUUGAGCAAUGGCUCUCUUACCGAAGCACGCCUCGAUGAUAUGGUCAUCCGUAAUGUCAUCGGCUACUAUAGAGCUAAUCUGGACAAUGGAGAGCAACCUUCAAAGGCCGAGUACGACGACUAUGUCGAUACCAUGUCCAGCCAUGCUGAGAUCAUUCGAGAAAAUGGAGCCAAGUCAAUCGUCCUUCUCAAGAAUGAAGGUGGUCUCCCCCUCGACAGACCUAGAAGGAUCAGUAUCUUCGGAUCUAAUGCUGGACCUGUGAUGGGGGGACCCAACAUGCAAUUCACUGUCCAAGGAUCUGGACCAACAUACCAGGGUCAUCUUGCCAGCGACUCUGGCUCUGCUCAAUCUUCGUUGCCUUAUCUCAUCACUCCUGACGCAGCUAUUACAUUGAGAGCAUCCAAAGAGCACACUAAUGUCAAAUGGAUCUUAAAUGACACGUACACUGCAAGUAGCUCUGGCAACACUCUGGUAACCCUCUCCUCCUCUGAGACUGCUGUAGAUGCUUCUUAUGCUGGCUACGCCGCUGCGAGUGAUGCAUGCCUGGUUUUCAUCAACGCUCUUUCUGGUGAAGGUGCCGAUCGCACUGAGCUAUACAACAACGAUCAGGAUACAAUGAUCAACACCGUAGCAGCCAACUGCAACAACACCAUCGUCAUUAUCAGUACAACUGGUGUUCGCCUAGUCGAUCAGUGGAUCGAGAACGAGAACAUUACUGCCGUUCUAUACUCUGGUCCCCUUGGCCAAGAAAGUGGCAACUCUAUCACGGACGUCCUCUAUGGCGACGUGAACCCUUCGGGCAGACUCAUACAUACGAUCGCGAAGAAUGAGUCGGAUUAUAAUGUCGAGAUUUGCUACACCAAGAACUGCAACUACACUGAGGGCAAUUACAUCGAUUACAAGUACUUUGAGCACAGCAACACUACUGCUCGUUAUGCCUUUGGUCAUGGCCUGUCAUACACCUCUUUUAAGUAUAGUGAUCUUCAGAGUACUAAGCUCAUGUCCAACCUCUCGUACCACGCCAAUGGGCGUCUGGAGGUCGGCGGCCGUGCAGACCUGUUCGACGUCGUCGCUCAGGUCGAUGUCAACGUACUCAACACCGGUUCGCGCGAUGGGGCUGAGGUUCCGCAGCUCUAUAUUGGUUACCCCGAGGGCUCCGCGGCUGAUCAACCAAUCAAGGCUCUUCGCGGCUUUGAACGUGUAGAGCUCAGGAAAAACGGAACCAGUCAAGUGAAGUUCCAGCUCAGGCGUAGAGACCUGUCAUUCUGGGAUGUGACUGCUCAGGAGUGGGCUCUACCAACCGGCAGCUUCAAGGUGUAUGUCGGAGCUUCUUCGACAGAUAUCCGCCAGACAGGUGUCCUCGCUAUGUAGGUGAGGCUUUUGCUCCCAGUGUGGAGAAUGAGGAGAAGGAUAAACUCCUGCAGGGCGGAAGCAAGAGACAAGAUGCUUGUGAAGUUGUUGUUGGACCUAUUUCGUCUAUCACAUUCAUGUUAACAACGUUUAUUUGCAUGUGUUAUACCUAGUUGACGUGACUUCGCUGCAACCGCAAUAUUAUCUCUGGAC
This is a messenger RNA of Aureobasidium subglaciale EXF-2481, 2701 nucleotides long. RefSeq names its product glycoside hydrolase family 3 protein. The record is from RefSeq and is a predicted model, not a curated record. Bases 119 to 2509 code for a protein of 796 amino acids. Gene Ontology annotation, biological process: glucan catabolic process. The transcript has 5 exons. Gene Ontology annotation, molecular function: beta-glucosidase activity. NCBI's taxonomy places the organism in Eukaryota, Fungi, Ascomycota, Dothideomycetes, Dothideales, Saccotheciaceae.